AUGAAGUUAGAUACCAAGGCUAUGCGGUAUUUGACCGCCGAAGACUGGCGCACACUCACAGCCGUCGAACAUGGCUCCAAAAACCAUGAAGUGGUACCUACCAAACUCAUCGAACAAUUAUCAGGUCUCCGAGGCGGGGUUCACAGAUGCAUAUCAGCCCUCGCAAAAAUCAAUUUGAUCGCACGACUCAAGAACGCCAAAUACGAUGGUUAUCGUCUUACAUAUGGAGGACUCGAUUAUCUUGCCCUCCAUACAUAUCAGAAACGCAAGGAUGUAUACAGUGUAGGAAAUCAGAUUGGUGUUGGAAAAGAGAGUGAUAUCUUCGUGGUGGCGGAUGAGAAGGGAGUGCAGAGGGUACUGAAGAUUCACCGAUUGGGACGAAUAUCAUUUAGAACGGUCAAGGCGAAUCGAGAUUAUCUACGCCAUCGAUCUUCGGCAUCAUGGAUGCAUAUGUCACGAUUAGCAGCAUUGAAGGAAUUCACGUUUAUGACGGCUCUGCGAGACAAUGGAUUCCCGGUCCCGGAACCACUUGCACAAUCUAGACAUACUAUAGUCAUGUCCUUGAUUGACGCAUUUCCCAUGCGUCAGAUAUCUUCCGUCCCAGACCCAGCGUCUCUUUAUGCCGAACUUAUCUCCAUGAUCCUUCGCCUAGCGCAAUAUGGCCUUAUCCACGGUGACUUCAACGAAUUCAACAUCCUACUCAAGGAGGAAACCAACCCAGAAGACCCCGAAGAGCCAGUCACUUUGACUCCUAUCCUUAUUGAUUUCCCGCAGAUGGUUUCUGUGGAUCAUGCGAAUGCGGAAUUCUACUUUGAUCGAGACGUUAAUUGCAUCAAGCGUUUCUUCAACCGACGAUUCCAUUUUACAAGCACUGAAAAGGGCCCCCAUUUCAAGGAUGCUCGCAAACUCAUAGGUAAGGACGGUGUGCGACGGCUAGAUGUGUCUGUCGAGGCAUCUGGAUUCUCAAAGAAAAUGGCGAAAGAGCUCGAGGCAUACAUGAAAGCGGUAGGCGUUGAUGGUGAUGGCGAACCCGGGGCGAAAAGAAGUGAUGAUGAAUUUGACGAUGAUGACGAUGAUGACGAUGAUGACGAAGAAGAGGUAGAAGAGGUAGAAGAGGAGGCUGCGGAUAGCCAUGAAGGCGAUAAUCAUGCAGAUCCUGAGAAUAAGGAGCAGCAGAAUGAAGGGACUGUGGAGAUAGAACCGAAGGAAGAUGCAGGACCGUUAGAUGGUGGCAAGGAGGAACUCUCAUUGUCCAAUCUUAAGAUUGAGGAGAAAACUUGA
Molecule: messenger RNA, 1281 nt
Organism: Sclerotinia borealis F-4128
Lineage: Eukaryota; Fungi; Ascomycota; Leotiomycetes; Helotiales; Sclerotiniaceae
Source: the annotation of a GenBank genome assembly